CCUUGAGGCGAACCCAACCUAAGAAGUUUCUCAAUUCAAUUAUGGGAAGGUGCCAUAUAUUCCUCAUUCUUUGAUUGGGAGUCGUCUUCGGAAGUGGCAGACCCUCAAGAUACAAAAGAGACAGGAAGGUUGCCAUUUCCAUAAUCAGAAAAGGGGGGGGUGGGGGUGGGGGUGGGGGUGAGGGUGAGGGCAUGGCCCACCAUGGAAAGGUGGGUUCGUGGGUGGGUCUACGGAAGAAGACAAAGGAGGGUGGUGUUUGAGUAAAAUGCCGUCCAAUCCAAGUUUAUAAGGAAAGUGCUCUCCAUCACCAGCUGGGGUACCUUCCCAUUCUCCAUGCAACUUCGCCGAAAGACUACUCCCUCUAUCAAGAAACGGCCACGAAUUUUAAGAGGAAGAUGCCAACAACCUUAACAAAUCCCCCUCUCUUAUCUGUACAUUCGUCAGCUUCUCCAUCUACUCUUUCCGCCAACAUUUCUUCUUCCCUUUCAAGCUCUUCCUAUAUAUAGUCGGACACCCCCCAGCCUUUUUUCAUAUCUACCUGCUCAGCAUCUCUAUAGCAAUGGCGUCCAGAAAUGGGGUUGUCUUCGAAGACUUCUUCCCGGCAAUGGUGGAGAGGUUGGGGGCUGAUGGGUUUAUGACGGAGCUCUGUAAUGGGUUCCGGCUGUUGAUGGAUGGGGACAAGGGUGUGAUCACGUUUGAGAGCUUGAAGAGGAACUCCGCCACUCUGGGGUUGCAGAACCUUAGUGACGAUGAGUUGAGGAGCAUGGUUACAGAAGGUGACUUGGAUGGAGAUGGAGCUUUGAAUCAGAUGGAGUUUUGCAUUCUCAUGUUCAGAUUGAGUCCUGGCUUGAUGACAAGUUCCAGAAGGUGGCUAGAAGAAGCUAUCGUCAAUGGCUUUUAGGCUGAGCCCUUGUCUUUUUUCUGGCUUCUUUGUCUUUUUGUCUAGUGAGUUUUUAGGCUAUUCCAUUGUCCUGUCUCUGCCUUCUUUUAUAUUUUUUCCCCACCUGAAUUCUAUCUAUUGUGUUUGUUAUUCAUGUUUAAUUCUAUCUAAAUAUUAAUUUCUUUAUCA
Molecule: messenger RNA, 1069 nt
Organism: Vitis vinifera (wine grape)
Lineage: Eukaryota; Viridiplantae; Streptophyta; Magnoliopsida; Vitales; Vitaceae
Product: calcium-binding protein PBP1-like
Exons: 1
Coding region: 560-901 (113 amino acids)
Molecular function (GO): calcium ion binding
Source: RefSeq, a predicted model, not a curated record